ACACCCUCUAUUCUUCACUGCCUUUUGCCGGUCUACUCAUCACUUACCUUCAUCAAGGAUGGCUGUUGCCGUUUUAUGUUGAUUAGUGCUCAUUUUUAUAAUAGUCUUGAAAUUAGUUGAUUGAAUAAAUCAACAAUGCAUCGCACAGGCUGCCCACGAUAUUUGAAUUCAUCUCAAGCAUGGGCAAAUAUUAGUAUCAAUAAAAUAUCUACCUCAACAUGAAUUGAACCGAUAAUUGCCGACUCUCAUCUACUUUUUCUUCCUAUCGACUAGAACUUUCUUCACUCUCAUCAUCAAGCUUGGACUCUCCAUCUUCAGGGUUUUAUUUUAAUGUCUUCACCGUCUUCUGGUUACACCAUUUAUUAUAUUGAUGGUUGCAAUUUCAAGUUAUUUUCUCUCUCAAUUUUGUCAGAAUUAUCUUUAGAGUUUUUAAUUUCAUAAACAGAUGAUUUCUACUGUUGUACUUAAUCUAUUUCUUUUUUAUGUGAGCUUUUUUUUAAAAUUUUAUUGUUACACAUGCAGGGUUUUGUCCAAAUUAAUCUGAGUAAUUGUCAAUAGAUGAAAAUCAAUCAGCGAUGUCAAUAGAUAAUUUCUACUGUUGAGUGUUUAUUAUGUGUUGUUGGUGUACUAAUUUCUCUGUAGGUAUAGAAAAGAUCAAAUCUGUGUUUGAGGCUGGGACCCCGCAAUUAGAGAAACAAUUGGGCUUGGAGCUACAAUUGAUUAUCUGUCUGAAAUUAGCAUGCAACCGAUUCAUGAUUAUGAAGUGUGUUUUAAUCUCUUAACCUCCUAUUCAUGAAAGAGAUAUAAUUUUGCACACGGUCUGAAAUCCAUGUAUCUUUUCGUAAUUCCAUUUUGCUACAUUGUUUCUUCCUUAUGGUAGCAUCUAAAUAUCGAUUCUUACAAAAAAAUGGCAACAUGUGAAUUUGAAUGAGACAAAAAAAAUGCACCACGCCUUUGCAUCAUACUGAAGAGAUCUAAAGUAGCAGUUGGAUAUUGUUUAUUGUUCUUUGAUUUUCUAGUUUUUAAGUUCUGACUUCAAAUAAGACAUUGAGAAAGCCGUCAUCUUGGGCUUUUGGAGCUCAAUAUUUGCUACCAGGACAGAUAUUUGAAUUAAUCUUCAUAGAACAGUCAAAAGCUUUUAUUUGGGCGUCAUGUUUGAAAUUCUGUACCAUUAAUUUAGCACCUUCCACAUUUGAGUGUAAUUUGCAAAUGUAUAUACGUGACCCUCUAUUCUUCACUACUUUUUACCAGUUUACUCACAUCACUUACCUCCAUCAGGGAUGGGAGUUGCCGCUUUAUGUUGAUUAGUGCUCAUUUUUAGAAUAGUCUUGAACUUAGUUGAUUGAAUAAAUCAUCAAUGUAUCGCGCAGGCUGCCCAUGAUAUUUGAAUUCAUCUCAAAUUUGUGGUGCAAGAAAAAUGCAAUGCAAGUUAAAGUUGCAUAAUGUGCAUUCCAAUACAGAGUGAUUUUGGUUAUGAUAUAAUAUCUCUUCACAUUUUCAUAUCCUUCCUCAGAUAGAGCUGGGUAGUUUUCUGUAUGAUUGCAUGUCUUCUGUAUCUGAUGUUCGUAUUUAAGGCCCUUCACCUUCACGAACUGUUAAGCGAGCAGCUCUUUGUUCUUUCAAAGUUAAAGAUGUUCAUCCUACAGAUAUUGCAACCUUCCUUGACCAACAGCAUGGUGUAGCUAUUAGAUCAGAUUACCAUUGUGCGCAACCUCUCCAUCGGCAUUUGGGAAUUAACUCAAGUGCACGAGCUAGCCUUUGUUUCUACGACACUAAAGAUGAUGUUGACAGAUUUAUCAACGCGCUCAAGGACACAAUCGACUUUUUCACUUCUUUCAAAUGAGGGUACUUUCUGCAUCACCCAGUUAUGUAGUGUAUCAAAAACAAAAAAUAUAUUCACACACUUUUGUAUAGGGUGUGGUUCAUGAAUAAACCAAAAAGGCAGAUGAAUACUUGACACUACUAUAUAUUAGAUAUUGAUAUUAGUUAUUUCACUUCAAUUUAAUUAAUAUUUUUCUCUUAUACUUUGAGUGUACGAUGCACAUUCUGGUGGUGAACGUGAGAUCCAGAGAACAAGAGAUGUUAAGGUGAUUUUUGCUACAAAUAAAAUCUCGAGUCUUGAUCCCGCCCUUCUGCGACCUGGUAGAAUAGACAGGAAGAUUGAGUUCCCUCUUCCUGAUAUUAAAACAAGGAGGUGGAUUUUCCAGCUUUGGUAUUAUGAUAUACAUACCGCAAGGAUGACUUUGGCUGAUGAUGUCAACCUAGAAGAAUUUGUUAUGACCAAGGAUGAAUUUUCUGGAGCUGAUAUCAAGGCAAUAUGUACUGAAUCUUGAUUGCUCACUCUAAGAGAUCGACGUAUGAAGGUGGGUAUGCUGAUUUUAAUCAAUGCAAGUGUUUACGUGAAAGGUACAAAAAACCUCGCAACCUUACCGAAAGUAGUAGCGUCUGUUGAGAUCAUGCCUUCCAAAAGGGCUAGUGAAGGGGGAAAUGGAAAUCAGUCAGCACCUCAGCCCGUCCAGCCAGAUCCUCUGGAUGAGCAUAUCUCUCAUGCAGAAUUCAGGACUGCAUUUACUACUCUAGCCAGUUCAGUCGCAGCCUAUAAUGAACGGCCAACUGUUGUUCCAGCCAACCCAGUGGAAAAUUCUGCUGCAGUCAGGAUUCGGGACUUCACCCGAAUAAAUCCUCCUCUAUUCACCGAUUCCAAGUCUGAAGAGGAUUCACAGGAGUUCCUCGAUCAGGUUCAGAAAGUCACAGACAUCAUGGGAGUGACUUCCAGUAAGAGCGUUGAGUUAGCCACCUAUCAGCUAUAAGAUGUAGCCCAUACG
This is a messenger RNA of Capsicum annuum, 2825 nucleotides long. RefSeq lists its product as uncharacterized. The transcript has 5 exons. The record is from RefSeq and is a predicted model, not a curated record. NCBI's taxonomy places the organism in Eukaryota, Viridiplantae, Streptophyta, Magnoliopsida, Solanales, Solanaceae. The coding region runs from base 2358 to 2810 and encodes 150 amino acids.